GAGCUGUCGAGCUGUCUACCCCGCCCACUGCCACCGCCACCGCUCUUUUCCUCCCUCUCUCCCUCCUCUCUUCUCUCGAGCACGCGAUUCUCGGGCUGAAAAGGCAACAGAUUCAUGUCUAUCACAAGGCUUCCGCUCCAGCAGCUUACCGCCCGGCUUGUCAUCUCCCCAGCACCAACGACUCUGGGUGAGUCCACCGCGGUUCUAAAGAAGCUCCAGUCCCUCGGCACUGUCCUCUCAUUCAAGGCGCGUCCCACGUCUGUCUCUAGCAAUCCUGAGCAGCUAGAGGUGGAUGUCGUUUUCUCGUCCCGUGCCACUCUCGAGAAAGCCCAACAUGCAAAUCCCUUCACCGUCAAAGUGAACCACCAGAUCCCCGAUCCAAAGCUCCAAGAUCCCUACAAUGUUCGCAAUCUCCAGUCGAGGAGACAGCCCCAGUCCAAAAGCAUGACCUGCCGCGUCCAAUUCGACGACGCACCCCAUCUUCCCGGCCAGAACAUCCUUUCGGAUGGCUUCUCGCCGAGCCUCGAUACCAGGUUAUAUCAGAGCCUGACCGAUUUGAAACCACCGCCCGGUAUUGCGGCUGGGUUAGGCGUCUUGGAUGUUGACAGCAUGCACCUUCGUCCAACCUCUCAGCUCGUAGAUAAGCCUCCAGAACUAAUGCAAAUGUAUCGGUCCCAAAUCUCGGACCAUCCCAAAACCCAUCUGGCUGCGUCUGCGAGCUCUGGCCUGCAGGGCAAUGCAUCAAGAAACCAACAGUGACCAAGGCUCAGCUAAUUUGGAGGACAAGCACCCUCUCAGUUUCUCGGAAGGUCCUGCGUGGUACCCAAGAUAUCAGACUUCCCGCUCGCCACCAUCCACGACAGGACAGUAUCUGAACUUUCCCGGCCCCAGCAAGCCUUACAUAGGUGGCCCCUCGAGCUCGGAUACAAGCUUGAAUGCGUUUCCACCCAGCCGCGAUGUUUGAAGGGCACGAUUGGUCCAUAUCGAGGACAACAUCUGUUGCGACUUGACACUAGACACGGCGUUACUUGGGCUUUCUCUUGACCAAGAGCCAAUGGCCACUCGCCCGCCUUACAAGAGAAAUGCGGCAUCUAUCCAUUCAUUCGGACUGGAGUGGAGUGGAAUUAGCAUAUGUCCCUUCUUUCAAACGAGAUUGUCAUGUUUGUCGGUAUUGAUUCGAUUCAUGCGUUUUCU
This is a messenger RNA of Cladophialophora immunda, 1194 nucleotides long. RefSeq lists its product as uncharacterized. Lineage: Eukaryota; Fungi; Ascomycota; Eurotiomycetes; Chaetothyriales; Herpotrichiellaceae. Bases 115 to 759 code for a protein of 214 amino acids. The record is from RefSeq and is a predicted model, not a curated record. The transcript has a single exon.